AUCACGAGAUCUCGGUGGCCAUCUUUAAGUCCCUAUAGUAUGGGCGAGAAGGCGCAGCCAUAUUGGAAGCCUUGUAAUGAGCAUAGGGGGUCACAGGUCACGCAGAGAGCACGCAGGUCACCGCACAGUGAGCAGCAACGUCCGCAAGCAGAGAGGAGAGCGGGCAGGGGCAUAUACAUAGUUGGACAAGGGGUAGAGUAUGGCAAUGAUGCGGAGGGGAGGGAGAGAAUCCGCAACAAAGAAGACCGGUGUUGGGGUCCCGGCAGGCCCAGCACAGGGGGUGGUAGUGCAAGGGAUGGAAGAUUCAGGAACGGAGAGUAGGGUGAAGUAGUGGGGCAGGCAGACAGCAUGAAUAGGAGGGAAGUGAGGUUCGAGGGCAAGGAAGGGAGUGAGGAAGAAGGUGACAGGAGAUGGGUAGAGGUAUAUGGCAGGGAGCAUAAGGGUCAAAGCCCGCAAAAGAGAUGCAGAAAGGAGGGACUAGGAAAGGGGAAACCCAGAAUGAUAAAGGACGUAGAUAGAAAUACAUAUGUGAUGUUAGAAGGAGACCAGAGUGGGGAUGAUAGGAGAAACACAGGUAGAGGGGGAGAGAAGGAGAGACAGCGGGGACAGGUGUGGGGAAGGGAAGAGCAGUUAUUAAAAAACAGAAUGUGCAAAAAUGUUAAUGAUAAUGGGAAUGUAUUACAGAAAGAAAUGUCGGACGGCGCAGCAAGGGGCGCAAUGUGUGGAAAGGAUAGGAAAAGAGAUUCCAUGGACGCAAGGAGCGGAGGAGAGCAGAUUGCUAUGGAAAGUGCUGGAGAAACGAAAGACAAGGAAGGAGAACAGAAAGGUCAACUGAAACAAGGAGGACGUUUGAAGAAUCACAUCAUGUUGGCUAGGGAUAGAAAGAUCCCAAAGAAGUUUCUGAAUGGGGACGACAUCUGGAAGAAAAGAGCUGUCCAAGUGCAAAGGAAGCUGAAAAGGCUGGAGAAGGAGAGGAAAACGGAAGCGACACUGGGGGCAGGAGAGGAGAAGGGAGCGGUACCUAUAGCUGGGCAUGUUGAUCAAGUGAUGCCAGCCGUGGGGAGCAAGGUCCCAAAGAAAGAAAUGUCGGACGGCGCAGCAAGGGGCGCAAUGUGUGGAAAGGAUAGGAAAAGAGAUUCCAUGGACGCAAGGAGCGGAGGAGAGCAGAUUGCUAUGGAAAGUGCGGGAGAAACGAAAGACAAGGAAGGAGAACAAAAAGGUCAACCGAAACAAGGUGUACUCCUCAAGGAUCUCCUAGGACUCCCUGAAGCGAAUGGGCACCGCAGCACUUCUCCUGGACCGAGACAUCUUCACUUGAAGUAUGGCACAAACUUUCUUCUUGAAAAAUCCCAGGUGGAAGAGAUGGAUAAAUUUCUUCACGGGCACUCUAACACUUCUCCUGCGACUAUGACGGGGAGACAAAGAGAUAAGAGGAACAAAAUUGUUCCUGAAACCUCAAUGGAGGUACAUUCACCUACUCCCUCUGUACCUGGUACUUCUGAACUGCUGGACAUACACAUAUUAGUCUCGAGAAUCUCAGAGGCAUUAACUCCUAAAUUUGAUUUAUUAAAAGUAGAAAUUAAACAAGAUAUUGCCUCUUUAUCCAAUGAAGUGAAGCAGUUUGCCUCUAGAUUAUCCGAGGCUGAACAGAGAAGGAUCUGA
This is a messenger RNA of Bombina bombina (fire-bellied toad), 1662 nucleotides long. RefSeq lists its product as uncharacterized. The transcript has 5 exons. The coding region runs from base 349 to 1662 and encodes 437 amino acids. Lineage: Eukaryota; Metazoa; Chordata; Amphibia; Anura; Bombinatoridae. The record is from RefSeq and is a predicted model, not a curated record.